AUGCCUUCUUCCACCGUUAACGACGACCUGUCGGUUGCGGACGUGUUCAGCCCGCAGGCUGAUCUCGCACAGUCUUCCAUGGAUAUUCCGACCAAUCACCGUCGCCCCGAUGCGCACAUGUGUAAUAUGUCACCUCCCCGGAUGAACAAUGGAUUUGGCGACUUUGCGAAACCCGGCCUCAAUCCGCAUAUGAAGCCGCAGCGCCGAAAGAAUAAGAAAAAGAAUCAGGUCGGACCUGCUUGCUCCACUGUGCGCGGCUUUACUCCUCUGGCAUCCGGCGAUGAAGAAUCGGAUUUCUCCGCCGCGAGCUCCCGUACUCCAUCUCGUCCUCCUACUUCUCUAGGUGGUGGUAGCCCUUUGGCGCAACCAUCUACAGGCCAUGGAGUCAGCGCAUUGAAGCUUCAACUUAAUAACUUGAGCUUGGCCGACAAUACAGGUGCCACAAGCGGACUUGCUUCCCAGACACCAAGUGUUGUCAGUGCUUUCUCAGACAGCGACCAGACCGAGAUUUUAACGAGUUAUGAAGUGCCUCUGGACCAGGACUUUGUUAGCUCUGACGCUGUGCAACCCGAGACACCGGAGGAACGCGGUGUCGAUGCCGCUGGUGUGAGUGCGGAUCUGCGCAGCCAGCUGUGCCGGAAAAUGACCGCAGACGACUUUGAGCCUAUCCUCUGCCUAGGCAAGGGCUCGUUCGGAACAGUUCUGUUGGUGCGCCACGUCGUCACCGGCAAGCUGUAUGCCCAGAAGCAGUUCCGCAAGGCUUCGAUCACUGUGCACAAGAAACUGGUCGAGCAGACCAAGACCGAACGCACGAUUCUGGAGAGUGUCAACCGCCACCCAUUCGUCGUCAAACUAUUUUAUGCCUUCCAGGACCACGAAAAGCUUUACCUGAUCCUAGAAUAUGCGCAGGGCGGCGAACUUUUCCACCACCUCGCCAUGGAACGCAUGUUUGAAGAAGACGCGGCUGCUUUCUACAUGGCCGAGGUAGUUCUUGCGUUUGAACACCUGCACCAGAACGUCGGCGUCCUUUACCGCGAUCUGAAGCCCGAGAACUGCCUCCUCGACCAACAGGGCCACUUACUCCUCACAGACUUUGGACUUAGCAAAAUUGCCCUCAACGAUGAUGACCGCUGCAACUCUCUUCUCGGCACAAUCGAAUACAUGGCUCCGGAAGUCAUUCAAGGAAAACCUUACGGCAAAGCCUGCGACUGGUGGUCCCUCGGCGCCCUGGGCUUCGACCUACUUACCGGCUCGCCACCCUUCCGCGCAAACAACCACGCGAAACUCCAAGAGAAGAUCGUCAAACAGAAGCUCACUCUGCCUUACUACCUCGGACCCGACGCCAAAGACCUCCUCACCCGCCUUCUCCGCAAGGAACCAUCCAAGCGCCUGGGUUAUCACAUGGGAAAGGAUCUCCAGACCAUCAAGAAGCAUCGCUUCUUCCGCAAGAUCGACUGGGAUGCCCUCGAGCGCCGCGAACUCGACCCCCCUAUCUGUCCCGUUGUCACUGACCCAGCUCUGGCGGAGAACUUCUCCGUCGAUUUUACUCAGCUCCCGCUUAGCCCAUCCGUUGCAGGCCCUGGCUUUGAUGAAUACUAUGCCAACGGCCAGGAUUUCCCUGCUGGCAAAGCCCCCGAUGCGGAAGGGAUGAAUGCGGAGAGCAAUCCGUUCGGUGGAUUUAGCUAUGUUGCCUCAAGCAGUUUGCUGGAUCAUGGCCUGGGCGUCAUGACUGCGGAUUACUGA
Penicillium canescens is the source of this 1743-nucleotide messenger RNA. RefSeq names its product AGC family serine/threonine-protein kinase. Gene Ontology annotation, molecular function: ATP binding; protein serine/threonine kinase activity. The record is from RefSeq and is a predicted model, not a curated record. NCBI's taxonomy places the organism in Eukaryota, Fungi, Ascomycota, Eurotiomycetes, Eurotiales, Aspergillaceae. Gene Ontology annotation, biological process: protein phosphorylation. The transcript has a single exon. Bases 1 to 1743 code for a protein of 580 amino acids.